Messenger RNA from Cyphellophora attinorum, 654 nucleotides. RefSeq lists its product as uncharacterized. The record is from RefSeq and is a predicted model, not a curated record. The transcript has a single exon. The coding region runs from base 1 to 654 and encodes 217 amino acids. Lineage: Eukaryota; Fungi; Ascomycota; Eurotiomycetes; Chaetothyriales; Cyphellophoraceae.
AUGCUAACCCGUCCCACCGCCUACCAGCUACUAACCUUGGUGAGCCUAACAUAUGGCUCACCAACAAAAGACUACUCAAACAUUGGCAAACGCGCCGUUGUCCCAUACAUGCCCACAGACUACAAAUACCCAAGCGGGUCAUUCAAGGACUCCAGAACCGGUGUCGAGGUCAGACCAACCAUCAUGAUCCCGCGCUACAACGAAGACAAGUGGCUGAAUUUCUGCGCGCGCUACGACGUUACACACGAUGGACUCACAAUGCCCGAAGGACACACAUGCUAUCAGGACACAAACGCUCUAUCCGAGAACGCCACCACAAAACCCACUGGUGUGAAGGUCUGGCCUGGCAGCUCUGCACCUGGCUGUGGGCCCUGUGUACAGCUCCUCUCGGAGAAUCGUGCCUUUGCGAAUCAACGUGCGGGCUGGUGGCCUGGUCGUAACAUUAAUUGUGUGCUCUUCUGGACUAACAACUGUGUCUACGACUACAAGAACGAGUCCUCUGGGGCUUAUUAUGCUGAGUCACCCGCAACCGUGCUCCCGCCUCCAGGGCUGGCCGUGAUGGAGACUGGCCCGUGGCAGGACGUCACGCUCAACACUGCGUGGUUUAAAGAUCCAUUUGGAAAGGACAGCAAGAAGACUGCAGCGGGCCCCUAG